CCGUCUUGUCGGAUUGAAAACAUUUUCCUACCGCCAGUUCAGUCGUUAUCAAGUAGGCAUUCGAAGUGGUUGGAUCGCACCCCCAAGACUAAGAAUCACUAAGAAUUACAGAUACUCGAGCAUUCAAUCCAUUCCGUCCACUCAACUAGUCAGGUCGCGAGGAGUAUUGAAUAUAAUAAACAGAGCCACACUUUAGUUAGACUCCCAUCCAACCGGAAUGUUUGCAACUUGAGUUGCAUUAUCAGAGGUGGCAGAUAACCUCCAGCCUGCUGGACUCGGAUCAGAUCAGAUCAGAUCGGAUCAGACUUCAUAAAGAAGUGGGAGGAAUCAGACAGUCUUUACAUUUGGAUUUAGCAGGGCAGACGUACCGUCGAGUAAAUAACCCAUUCUCAAAUAUUGCUACCGAACCCAUUCAUUACAAGUACUUAUCAGGAAACUAAGCUGCCUCGACAUUUGGAGUUGUUUAAAUACGAGUGCGUCGUAAAACUUUAAACAUAUUAUUAUCCCACUACUAAAAGAGGAAAGCCAACCAAGUGCACCGAGACAUAAUACCUAAAAGAUACACUACCAUGAUCGGAAAACAGCGCGUUUGGCAGACAAGUGUGGUGGGUCUGCUUUUGGCCAGUUUCAGUCUAUGCUCGUUGGUUUAUAUGGAACAGAUCGAACGCUGGAUGCUCGAGUGGUUUAUGGUUCUGCGGCCAGGAACACUGAUCAGCAACCUGUGGCAGUCACCCGCCUUGGAUAUAAACGUGGAUCUGUACUUAUUCAACUGGACAAACUCGGAGAGCUUCAGCGAUCCCACCGUGAAGCCCCGGUUCGAGGAGCUUGGACCCUACCGCUUCACUGAGCGGAUGCAGAAGGUCAAUGUGGAGUGGCACGAUGAGAACUCCACGGUGUCCUACAGGCGCCGCAGUCGCUUCGAUUUCGAUCCGAAACUCAGUGCCGGACGCCCUUCAGAUCCCAUUGUGGCACCCAACCUGCUCGUCGUGGGCCUGUACCAGAAGAUGGUCAUGUGGAGUCCCAUGCUGCGUUCCCUCAUGUUGCUGGCCCUAAACAUCUACGGCAAGGAGCAGGCCAUGAUCCGGCCGGCCAGCGAUUGGAUGUUCGAGGGCUUCGACACGCCGAUGAUCAAGAUGAGCAAAAUGGUGCCACCUAGUCUGGUUCCGGAGAUGAAGUUCCCCUACGAGAAGAUCGGCUAUGCGUAUCCACGCAAUGGCAGCAUGGAAAUCUACGGGCACCACAAUGUCUACACGGGUCGAGAUGAGUUCCAUAAACUGGGUCAAAUAGCCAGGUGGCGCUACAACAACGUCACAGAAGCCAGUCCCAGGUGCAAGCUGAAGGGCAGUGCCGGGGAGUUCCACCCCAUACCACUGGUGAAGGGCAAACCGAUAUCCUACUUCCUGCCGGAUCUGUGCCGCGAGCUGCAGGUGGAUUACUCCGGCACCACCAUCUUCGAGGGCAUUGAAGCUUUCGUGUACAGAGGCAGUGCGCGCAACAUGGCAAAUGGCACUGAUAACCCGGAUAACAGAUGCUAUUGCGAGGAGAACUGCCAGGAGUUGAGAUCCGGUCUGCUCAACAUUUCCUCCUGUUGGUAUGGAACGCCUGUCUUUGCGUCCUAUCCGCACUUCUAUAAUGCCGAUCCCUACUACGGAGAGCAGGUGGAGGGCAUGAAGCCCGACAAGGAUCGCCACGAGAUGGUCAUCAUGUUGGAGCCCAAGACCGGAAUGGUGCUGGAGAUCAAGGCGCGCAUUAUGGCCAACUUGCUGGUCGAGCCCAAAACUCAUUUAAUCUACCGCACGGCGAGAAGAACAUUCUUUCCGUUGAUCUGGGCGGAUUACAAUGUCCGCAUCACGGAUGAUCUUCUGGGCUACGUGAAGCUGAUGCCGAUCCUAGAGUUGGUGGGCAAGAUCUUUGGCAUCCUAGGCGUGGCCUUGGGUGUGCUGAUGCUAUUCUGGUAUCCGCACCAAAUGAUCUGGCAGAAGGGCCUGAUGCACAAGAUCGAGAUUAGUUCCAUCGAGACGAAUAGGUCGUUGGAGCCCGUGAAGAAGAAUGAUGUGGAGGACUCGCCGCUGCUAAAAGGAUUGCCAUACACAGGGGCCAAAGAUGGGGCGGGAAAUUCAAACUGAGAAUUUAGGCUAACUAAGUGUCAUAUGUUUAGGUUUGCAAGAGUUUUCUUGCCUAGUCUACAGAUUAAGCCAAUAAAUGGUAAAUGGUGUGCAAA
This is a messenger RNA of Drosophila erecta, 2221 nucleotides long. RefSeq names its product protein peste. Gene Ontology annotation, cellular component: cytoplasm; membrane. The transcript has 6 exons. The coding region runs from base 570 to 2126 and encodes 518 amino acids. Lineage: Eukaryota; Metazoa; Arthropoda; Insecta; Diptera; Drosophilidae. Gene Ontology annotation, molecular function: scavenger receptor activity. The record is from RefSeq and is a predicted model, not a curated record.